AUGUCCAUUGCUCUCGCUAGCCCAUCUCCCCAGACUGCUCACGAUUCUACCUCAGGCCUUGGGUCCAUGGGCCUUCCCAUGGCUGUGAACCUACAGACGCAUCUCCAGUCAACAUCUGGAUGGCCUCUCAACUUCACCAACCGCACGCUGUCUCGCGGUGAUCCGUUACUCCAGCUCGGUGCGGCAUCGUGCCCUUCUGUACCGGACGUCGUAGCGCAAUCCGACAUCAUCUUCCUGUCGCUUAGUGAUGAUGCCGCUCUCGGGGCUACAAUCGGUGCCAUUCUCAACGCUGAAAGCAGUCUCGACGGCAAAGUGUUCGUCGACACGUCAACUGUCCACCCCGACUCUUCGGCCAAAUCAGAACUCUUUCUCAAAAAGAGAGGGGCCUCCUUUGUUGCUUCGCCAGUGUUCGGUGCCAGUCCGGUCGCUCAGACGGCCCAGCUUCUAUUCGUGAUCGCCGGACCGAGCGCAGCCGUGGAGUCGAUCAUGCCAUACGUGACCGGUGUGAUGGGCAGGGGCGUGAUCCGCUUGGGUGAGGACGUCCGCCAAAGCAGUCUCCUGAAGACAGCGGGAAAUUUCAUGACAGCUGGCAUGAUGGAGCUCAUUGCCGAGACACACGUCUUUGCUGAAAAGGCGGCCCUCCCGAGCGACGCCGUAGCCACGCUCCUUAAAGAGAACUUUGGACCUCUCGCGCACACCAUGUCGGAGCGCCUAACCCUAGGAGCCUACUGCCCCCCGCCCGGGCAACGACCGUGGUCAGAUCUGAAUCUUGCGGUGAAGGAUGUUGGGCACGGUGUCAAGUGCGCUGAAGACGUGGGCGCAAAACUGCACAUUGGCGAGGUGGUGCUAGAGCACCUAAAGGAGGCGCAGAAAGAAGGGCGACCUCUGGAUUCAUCGAGUCUGUAUGGAGUGCUGCGGCGGGAGGCAGGAUUGGAUUUCGAGACGGAUUUCGUAAAGAAGAGGGAUGGCGUGCAGUGA
Emericellopsis atlantica is the source of this 978-nucleotide messenger RNA. RefSeq lists its product as uncharacterized. The record is from RefSeq and is a predicted model, not a curated record. NCBI's taxonomy places the organism in Eukaryota, Fungi, Ascomycota, Sordariomycetes, Hypocreales, Bionectriaceae. Bases 1 to 978 code for a protein of 325 amino acids. Gene Ontology annotation, molecular function: NAD binding; NADP binding; oxidoreductase activity, acting on the CH-OH group of donors, NAD or NADP as acceptor. The transcript is spliced from 2 exons.